Molecule: messenger RNA, 4476 nt
Organism: Ctenopharyngodon idella (grass carp)
Lineage: Eukaryota; Metazoa; Chordata; Actinopteri; Cypriniformes; Xenocyprididae
Gene: osbpl11
Product: oxysterol binding protein-like 11
Exons: 14
Coding region: 237-2429 (730 amino acids)
Cellular component (GO): cytosol; membrane; intracellular membrane-bounded organelle
Molecular function (GO): sterol binding
Source: RefSeq, a predicted model, not a curated record
GACCACCUCCUGUCACAUGAUGCGGGUCGCGAAUGACUUCACGCUCUGUCAUGGCUGCACGAGACAUAAACAUGCCAGUGGUUCUGUAAUUCAGAGCAUUAAACCAGUGCGAUGAUUAAAAAAGCGGCCAUAACAAAUCAUUUUGACUUGAGCUUCGCCGUAUGAAAUUGGUUUGUCCUUGUUUGAGCGGUAGGUGAAGUGUUAACUGUGUUGUAAAUCAUAGGAAAGAUUCAAUCAUGCAGACUGAAGCCGUCCUAGAGCAUCACGGCAGCUCACAGAGUUCCUGCAGGACGGGCUCCAAAUCAUGGCAGUACAGUGAUCUGAUGGAAAAGGUGGAUGGGUAUUUGAUGAAGUACACCAAUCUUGUGACUGGAUGGCAGUAUCGAUAUUUUGUGCUCAACAAUGAGGCAGGGCUGCUAGAAUACUUUGUAAAUGAGCAGGCCAGGAAUCAGAAGCCCCGGGGCUCGCUGCCGUUAGGCGGUGCAGUGAUUUCCCCCAGCGAUGAAGAUUCACACACCUUCACCGUCAAUGCCAUCAGCGGAGAGCAAUACAAACUCAGAGCCUCAGAUGCAAAGGAGCGUCAGCACUGGGUCAGCCGACUGCAGAUCUGUGCGCAGCACCACACGGAGGCGAUGGGCAAGACAAACCCACCGCUUCAAUCUCGCAGUCUCUCCAUGGCGUCUCAGGGCAGUGGAAGCUCUCCAGGAUCUCAACACAGGAUCAACCAGAACUCAAACGCCCUGUUGGGCCUGUCCCAGCUGCAGCGCGGCUCCUCUCUUUACUCCAGCAGGAAAUCACUGCUGCCUGAUCACUUGCUGGAGGCCAGAGAGAUGAUGAGCCAGGCGCAGGGCCAGCACAGAGACCUGAUCCAGAGUAUUGAGGGUCUACCCUCCUCCCAGGGUCCCUCUCCCUUGGAUCAAGACCUGCUGCUGCUGAAAGCCACCUCAUUGGCCACUAUGACCUGCCUCAGUGACUGCUUGCAUAUCCUGCAGCUCCAACAAGUGGCUCGGCAGAAACUUCCUCUCGCUGGCCCUGCACUUGAGUGGCUGGAGCCAAAACUCCCAGACAUCCUGAAGAAUGGAGGGACGCUACCCAGCAUCACCAAAGAUGACGGUAAAACAGUGGGAACCGUUCUAGAACCUUUAGAAAUGGACUCCUGUGAUAUUGCUGGGAUGCUGAUGAUAAUUACUGACAACUCGUGUUGUUUUGGAGAAGGCUCUCAAACUGAGCAGGAGGAGAUUGAUGCCACGCAGGAGGUGGACGAUUCCUCUCCGGUUGAGGAGGAGGAUCUGGGUGCUGUCGAAGAGGAGCGCAGCGUCAUUCUGCACCUCCUCUCUCAGCUGAAACUGGGCAUGGACCUCACCAGGGUGGUCCUCCCUACUUUUAUUCUGGAGAAGCGCUCCCUCUUGGAAAUGUAUGCAGACUUCAUGUCCCAUCCGGACCUUUUUGUGGCCAUCACCGAUGGCUCCAGCCCGAUGGACCGCAUGGUCCGAUUUGUGGAGUAUUACCUCACUUCCUUCCAUGAAGGUCGCAAAGGUGCCAUUGCCAAGAAGCCCUACAAUCCCAUCAUCGGAGAGACUUUCCACUGCUCUUGGAGAGUACCCAAAGCGUCAACACCUCCGACAGAUGUCCCGAAAGAGGGGACCUCGUGCACGUCAGACUGCUACAGUGUCCGCUUUGUGGCUGAGCAGGUUUCCCAUCACCCCCCUGUCUCGGGCUUCUAUGCAGAAUGCCAGGAGAGGCAGAUGUGUGUCAACACGCAUGUGUGGACCAAAAGCAAGUUCAUGGGCAUGUCCAUUGGCGUCUCUAUGAUCGGAGAAGGUAAUCUACACCUAUUAGAGCAUGGUGAAGAAUACACCUUUAGUCUGCCCUCUGCUUACGCCCGCUCUAUCCUCACUGUGCCCUGGGUGGAACUGGGAGGAAAGGUCAAUGUCAACUGCACCAAGACGGGCUACUCUGCAGUCAUCACCUUCCAGACAAAGCCUUUCUAUGGGGGCAAGCUGCACAGAGUGAACGCGGAGGUCAAACACAACCCCUCCAACUCCGUGGUGUGCCGCGUGCAGGGCGAGUGGAACGGUGCGCUGGAGUUUACCUACACCAGUGGGGAGACACGUGUCGUUGACGUUACCAAGCUCCCCGUCACCAGAAAAAGAGUACGGCCCAAUGAGCUGCAAGGACCCUACGAGUCCAGGAGACUGUGGCAACAUGUGACAGAAUCUCUGAAGGAAAGGGAUAUGGAGAAAGCCACGGAACACAAGCGUUUCCUGGAGGAAAGGCAGAGGAAAGAAGAGAGGCAUCGUGCAGACACAGAGACAGCAUGGAGGACCAAAUACUUUGAGCGCAAAGGUGAAGGCUGGGUGUAUUACCAACCACUGUGGAAAACGGCAACCCAUAGCUCUUCCCCGGUUCCCCCUCCACAAAGUCCAUGACCUCUGACCAUUUAAGAGCUGAGUUCAGGCACUGUACAGCCUCCUGCUGUAGUAAACCUCUGGUCCAGUGUUCCCUCUCUCACAGAUGAAGACAUACACUCUCCUUUGUAUGAUUCCUGAAACAUAACUUCAAUUUGAGUGUUUGUAAUGCUUUGUGGACUUGCGGGUUUGCACUCUGAUGUUUAUAUUUUGCAUCCCUCGAUGGUAAGGUUUUUGUAGAACUACACAGUGAAUGAUUUCUCCAAAUCUGCACACAAAUAUUCUUUGUUGAUGUUGCCUUAACAAGUGUCGUAUGUAACGAGGGCUGAGUACAGUGUGAUGGUUCUUAACGUGGGAUUGUGUUUGAGGUGAACUUCUUAAUCUGACCAUACUGUGGUAUACUGUAUUUGACCACGGUACAGUCAAAGUUUUCUGAUUCUUUUAAAAUCGUAUAUGAAUUAUCAUGAGUUAUAUUAGGGAGCUCAUUCAAGCUCAUAGUUGAGUUCAAAAGGACAGCUGUGUCGAUAACUGGCGAAGAUGUUGUUAUUGCUUUUUCGCAGCUGGAGUCUUGAUGAGAGAGAAACCAUUGGCUUGGCUUUUGUAUUAUGCUGUCUUUUUCUCAUUCUCGCUCUGGUAAAUGAAGCUUGCAGGCGCUAUACACAAAAUCUGAGCCAGAUCAAAGUGUUCGGGUAGAGGCCUGCUCUUCUGAUUCUGCUGGAUGUUCAGUGAACAGUUAUGUUGGCUUCAGUUUCAGAGAGAUUUUAAAGGGAUAGUUCACCCCAAAAUUUAAGUUCUGUCCUCAUUUACUCACCCUCAUGUCAUUUAAAAUCUGUAAGAAUUUCUUUCUUUUGUGGAACACAAAUAUAUAUAUAAAAAAAAAAAUCUAUACAAUGAACGGCAACAUUCUUCAAAAUAUCUACUUGUGUUCCGCGGAAGAAAGAAAAAGUCAUACAGGUUUGGAACGACAUUGCUCCCCCUCAUAUUGUUCUAUGUAGUGCAUAUGACUUGUGCACUAUAUUGCAAGUCUUCUAAAGUCAUAUGAUGAUUUGUGUGAGGAACUGACUGAAAUUUAAGCUGCUAUCAUUGAAUAUCAUUUGCUCUGUUAACUUUAACAGCUUAGACUUUGGUUGGCCCUGCUGAAAAAAACACUUAAAACCAGGUUUUGCUGGUCUUAGUUGGUCUCCAAACCUGGUCAGCCAAAACACUAGCCUGGUUUUAGAGGGUUUUUUUGGCACUUUUCAGCUGGUCAGAGUGAAAGACCUGCUAAGAUCACUGAACUAGGUUCAGAAGACUUGUAUAGUUGUAUACAAGUUUUAUAGAGAACUUUUAUGUUGUUUUUUGGAUCUGUGAAGUACUGUAUAAGUCACAAUUUACUUUGCCUGUAUGGAAAAGAGAAGCUUGGACAUUCUGCCUGACGACUCCUUUUGUAUUUCAUGGAAAAUCAGAAAAUAAUACAGGCUUUGGAAUGACAUGAGGGUGAGUAAAUGAAGCCAGAAUUUUCAUUUUUGAGCAAACUCUUCCUUUAAGUACAAUCAGAUGUGUUUAUAGCAUGUGUUCCUUGCAGAAGGUUCAGGUUUUAUUUAGCUGAUCAUGAUAGUAAGAAUUGUUUUGUUUGUUUGUUUUAACCAUGUGAAAUUUGAGGUUUCAAAGUUCUUCAAAAUUUUGUGUUUAAACGCUUCAUCGUUUGAUCUGCCAGCUGAGGACAGUUGCAGUGACGGUGCUGGCUGAAGUGUUACGUCUCUCAUAUAAUCUCUGCUUCAGCCCUGGCAUUGGUUGCGCUGAGAAACUUGUGGUGCCUUAUUUGUGUUAGUCUUCCUCCUGUUCCACCUCACAGCCGUCAGCUUUCUCAUUAAAACAGAGUAAGACUGAAGCCACAGCCUUUGUAUAUAUCUUCUGUCAAUUUCCUGUCAGCAAAACACAGAAUUCCCACAAAGUUUUUCGUACAUCAGCUGUGCUCUCCACUCAAGUCAUUCUGCUGAGCCAUCAACUGCACUGAUGUUUUAAAUACACUCCCUGUAGCCUCAGAAAAUAUGAUUGAAAAAAAUAAAAGGGUUAAUAUAUUGGAGGA